Messenger RNA from Colletotrichum navitas, 540 nucleotides. RefSeq lists its product as uncharacterized. The transcript is spliced from 5 exons. The record is from RefSeq and is a predicted model, not a curated record. Lineage: Eukaryota; Fungi; Ascomycota; Sordariomycetes; Glomerellales; Glomerellaceae. The coding region runs from base 1 to 540 and encodes 179 amino acids.
AUGGACUUGGCUGAUUGGUUGCUUGGUCCCGGAGGCAGGACGAAGGUACCUACAUCGUACAUGCCUACAGGCUACAGAGGUGUGCAUAGCAGAAAGAACGGCGAGAUCCCAAAGCAAGGCAAGGCAAAGCAAGGCCAUACCCGGCCAGAGCGGGCCAAGGGGACCUCCUCUUGUUACUCUCCAGGCAAGCAGGAAGGGACGUCGCACGGUGCGGCAGACGAGAGAGAGAAGGAUAGCACCCACCAGCACCCGCCAACAAGUACUGGCACUACACUAUACUACCUAUCCCGGACCGGCCCCGAAAAGGAAAACGGUUUCUUGGCUGUCUUUCAUGACACGAUGGUCCAGGCGAAGAUCCGUCAACGUCGCCAGUCUGUUAGAGCAGCCCGUCUUUGCGCAAAGACUUACACGCCCCAUGAUCGAAACACCAUUGUAUCCACUGUCUACUUUCAGGUACUCUCACCACCCACAAUUACCAAUCUCAAUUCUCCAGAGCAUGUGCAGGACACAGCGAAGAAGGAGUCUCGACCUCCCGUGUAA